Molecule: messenger RNA, 1201 nt
Organism: Bactrocera neohumeralis
Lineage: Eukaryota; Metazoa; Arthropoda; Insecta; Diptera; Tephritidae
Product: sperm-associated antigen 7
Exons: 1
Coding region: 200-1021 (273 amino acids)
Molecular function (GO): nucleic acid binding
Source: RefSeq, a predicted model, not a curated record
CGCACUUGAUAGAAAGAACAGAAAAAAAAAACAACGAAUGAGAAAAAUUCAAAGCAGCAGCUGGGCGAAGUUGGACAAUAAAAAAAAAAAACAAAUAGGAAAAACCUAUUAAUACGUCUAAAAUUGCGCAUAGUACAGCGCAACACAAAUAAAAUAGUUUUAUUUAUUUUACUAAAAUACUCUGCCGCUAAAACCCGCCAUGGAUUUGCUGAAUUCAAUACUCAAUUCAAUGGAAAAACCUCCCGCAGCCACAGAGCAACAGAAAAAAAUGAUCAAAAAACAAAAAGAGCUUGCUGAACGAAUUAAAAACAAACAGAAAGAAGAACUAAAUCGAUUUCGCAAAUAUGUAGAGGAUCGUAUCGGACGAUUUGCCAAGGACGAUCGCCCUCAUAUUGAGUUUCAACCGCUGGAUAAAGUGCACCGUGCCAUUAUUCAUGAGGUAGCAGAAUUCGGUGGCUUUAUAGCAAUGAGUUUUGGUCGCGAAGAUAUCGACCGUCAUUCAGUUGUUUAUAAAAAAGAAAAUGCACCAUCGGAAGAUGAAAUAGCAGCUCGGCGCAACGGUGACGGUUGGAAUGAAGAAAUUGCCAAAGAAUAUGCUGAAAAGCGAAAACAGCAACGCGAAUUGGAAAGUGAACAAAAAAGACUGGCACGUGCUUCCACCCUACUACCACCUACCACAGAGUGUGACAUUAAACCAACGACCAACUAUAAAGAUAAGUACGCUCAUCUUAUUGGGCAAGAUGCAGCCUUAGAGGCUGCACGUAAAACAGAAACUAACCUGAGUUAUGGUUUCGUGCCCAGCAAAAACAAAAAGGAUAUGCGUUCGAUUGAACAAACUUUAGCUGAUAUUCAGGCAAAGAAGAAACGAAAAUUGGAGCAGCAACAACAGAGUGCAUUACCCAAACUGGAACUUAAACAACAAUCUGUUGUCAAUGAACAAGAAAGUGCUUUAAGCACGCAACAACCGCAAGACAAACAGGAGCCCAAUGUUGUUGGAAGCAGUGCUGGAGCAGACAAGUGAUAAUUCUAGCGAGCCACUAUUAUCAUACUAAAACACGCUUGUAAAACGACUGCUUUGUGUCUUUGCAUCAAUUUGCAAUAAAUUGCAAUAUUUUUACUAUUUACGAGAUCACAACUGAAUUGUUAACUAUUUGAAAUGGUAUUGAGUAAAAACACAUAAAUAUAUUAUAAUGAAAAUAUA